CAUGUGUUAUUUCAUAGUUUUGAUGUCUUCACUAUUAUUAUACAAUGUAGAAAAUAGUUUAAAAAAAUAUAGAAAACCCCUUGAAUGAGUAGGUGUUCUAAAACGUUUGACCGGUAGUGUAUUCAUACCCAACCUCACACUAACCCAUACAGAUGGAGCCUGUUGCUCCUGUAAAGCCACCAAACUAUUUUUUUCUCAUACAGUAUUAGAAGGGUAAAGGACUGAGAAAUUGUAGCAAUACUUACAGCACUCCUGCUAACGACUCUGGUUCAUUGCAAUAAAUAAAUAAAUGAUGUGUACAAAUAUAUUAAAUGUUAUUUCGGAGAUAAUAUUGAAUCAUUAUAGACUGUUUUAGCGAUGUUGGCAAAAGAGCUUCCUUAUUGUUGAAUAAACAAACUGAAGAUGAAUAAAUUAUUUACAAAAUGACUGUGGUGGUGAUGCUAUAUACUGUGCAAUGUAUGUUCAUAGAAAUGCUUUUGAAUACUGAUUGUUAAGUUUUAAUGUCUUAUGUCUGACUAGCAGUGCAGAGUGAGCAUUUCUAACAAAAUGAGGAUACAGUAGCCAGUAGGUGAAGAAAUCAGAAAAAGAACACAUUAUUUGCUAUGAAAACUCGGAAUUGACCAGAAUUGAGAAACAUCCGUCAUGAAACAGAAAACACACACAUUGCAUCACAUUUGAUGAGGUCACAGGGAUCUACCAAUGAGAAGACUAGAGGAAGCUCAAAAGAGGUGAAAAGGAGAAGGAACCAGUUAAGUGACAGAUAAACUGCAUAAAGACUUUGAGACAACAGAACAACUACGACACACAGAACAACACAAAUGCCAAGAUACUGCACCGAGAGACAAAGACUCCUUGACAGAAAACGUUAGAACUGAGGAUGCUGGAGAACGUCACAGGUGACGUGCAGAAUGACACCUUCUCCUGCCACCACCCCUCGGUGGAGGCCUACCGCUACUUCGGCGUGCUGUGGGGUUCGGUAGUUACUAUAGUUGGAACGGUGGGGAACAUGCUUACCAUUCUGGCCUUCUCCACGGACACCCGGCUGCGGACGCGUUUCAACGUGCUGAUAGUGAACCUGGCCCUGGCGGACCUGUUGUACUGCACCCUGCUGCAGCCCGUCUCUGUCGACUCCUACCUACACCUCCGCUGGAGGGGCGGACCUCUCUGGUGCAGCAUCUUUGGCCUCCUCCUCUUUCUCUCCAACUCUGUCUCUAUCAUCACCCUGUGUCUGAUCGCGGCCAGCCGUUACCUGCUGGUGACGAAGCGGGAUGUGUUUGAGCGGGUGUUUUCUGGUCGAGGCCUGGCUAUCCUCCUGCCCUCCACCUGGGCCCUGGGCCUGGCCAGCUUCGGCCCGCUCUGGCCCGUUUAUGUAUUUGCUCCACAGGUGUGCACCUGCAGUUUCCACCGCACCAGGGGGCGCCCUUACACCACCGUGCUGCUAUUCUUCUACUUCUUUAUCGGCCUGGGCUGCGUGGGGAUUUUCUACCUGCUCAUUUACAGGCGAGUCAGGGUGGCAGCACUGGCACUGGUCCGCUACCGGUUUAGCCGACGCUCGUCACAAAAGAAGCCAAACUCAUCAGAACAAGGGACGGAGGGGGAUAGUGGAGUCGGGAGCGGGGUGGCCACCACCCAGAGCUGUGAAUUGAGCAGCCAGGCAGAACUAACCCAAUACAAGAGGGUAGAGGUGAAGGUGCACCCUGGGAAAGCCCAGUCCUCCCACUCCACCUGGGGCUCUGCUUUAACUUCGCAUUCAGCUCACCUAGCAGGGGCACAGGAGCUACCCCCUGCCCUCAACCCUGUGCCCCACUCGGCCACUCCUGCCCCCAUCACUGCCCCCUCCUCCUCCACCACCUCUUCAGGGGACAAUGUUGAGUUUAGACGUGUGACCCGGAUGUGUUUCACUGUCUUCCUGUGUUUCGUGGGCUGUUUUGUCCCGUUCCUGCUGCUGAACAUUGCUGAUAAGCAGAACCGUGCACCUCAGGUGCUCCACAUGUUCUGUGCCAACCUCACCUGGCUCAACAGUUGUAUUAACCCUGUGCUCUACGCUGUCAUGAACCGCCAGUUCGGACAGGCCUACCGGGCCCUUCUAGUCAGGGCCGCCACACCCUUCACACACCUCUGGACACGGUGACCUAUACAUGUUGGUUGUUUAGUAGAUGCAGAUAUUCAGAUUGACUUUAGUCAGUGUAUUCAAUUAAGGUACAUAAGACAACCACAAAUUGGUAAUUAUCACUCACUUUUCUCAGCCCACACUGGUAUGGAUGGAGCUACUUCCUCCUGUAUAACUUCCUCUCCUCCUUCCUGAAUAUUACAUAUAUUACAUUUACUGUACAUUUACUGUUACUGUUACUGUCAGCAAGGGAAAAAUUUGCUUUUCUGUGAUUUUUGGAAAGGGCACAUUUAUUUUGGGCUAAGAUUAUGCUCGUUUUUUUUCCAGUUACAAACACCAAUGUACAGUUACUGUUAAGCCUUUGUCCCCGUACAUGAAAUAGCUUUCAGAGCGGCCAUAUAAUGUGGUCAAAUCUCAUCAGAAAAUCUAUUUUAUUCCAGCAGGAAGCCAGAAGCCACCAACAGGGAGAUAGUUAUGCAAAGAACUAUAGCCUCCUUUACGUCUUGUGUUUAUUUAUUGUCUGUGCCAAUGUACUUUUGUCUGUUCAUUUACACUCCCCUACUGUACAUGUGUAUUUGGACAGUAAUGAUAAAUGUUUUUAAUCUGGCUCUGUACUCCAGCAUUUUGGAUUUGAGAUCAAAUGUUUCAUAAAAAGUGACAGCACACACAGACUGUCACCUUUUUAUUUCAGGGUAUUUUCAUACUUAUCUGAUUUAACGUUUAGAAAUGGAAGCACUUUAUAUAUCUAGUCCCCCCAUUUGAAGAUGUCAAGUAUUUGGACACAUUUCCCUUCGUGUAUUUAAAUAGUCAUAAGUUUAGUAUUUGGUCCCAUAUUCCUUGCACACAAUGAUUACGUCAAGCUUGUUGGAUGCGUUUACAGCUUGUUUUGGUUGUGUUACGGAUGAUGUUUUGUCCAAUAGGAAGUGAAUGGUGAAUGGUAUUUUUGGUGUCACUUUUAUUGUAAUACUAUAAUAUAUUUGUGAACACUUCUACAUGAAUGUGGACACUACCAUGAUUAUAGAUCCUGAAUGAAUUGUGAAUGAUGAGAGAAAGUUACAAAGGGACAAAGAUCAUACACCCCCAAAAUCUCCCCCAUUAUUGGUAAUAGUGAGAGGUGAUUGACUCAUCGUUUUUCCUAAUCAUGGCAUCAUCAGAAUUUACUCCAUUCAGUUUCUAUUGGGGAAAACAGAACCAAAACAAACUGAAAAUGGAUCCAACGAGUUUGUAGCCACAAGCUUGAUGUAGUCAUUGUGUGCUAACUAUAUGGGACCAAAUACAACAUUGACAACUUUGGUACAUUAUAAAUGAUAUUUGAAAUACAUAUGAAUUUGGACAGUGAAGCAAAUACAAAUCUAAGUCUCCUCAUUACUUCAUAGUACCUUUUAUUUGGAAACAUAGGAUAUUAUCCUUUUACACAUAGGACAUUUCAUUUACACAACAUGUGGAACUUCUGCCAACCCUAAAGCAGAACUUUUGAAAGAUUUCUCAACUCGCAUGUCCUAAAGUAAUGGUGCAACUCAAAAUGUCCUCCAUGACAUGAUUAAGUUGACCUUCACCUCCUGAUAGUUGAGAAUAUUUGUAAUCAUAGCAGUCAUAUUGGUAUACGUGAUUGGAUUUGUCAUAUCGUAGUCUAUUGCGGAAUUACAAUGUUGAGAUUAUUUUAAUACAGAGCAACAUACUGUAUAUUACUCAGCUCAAAUAGUUUCUCCUUCCACAGCUUGUCUCAUCCUAGCCUACUUUUAUUGUAACUAUCUCAGUAGAUAUGUCACUGUGACAUAACUAAAGACUAGACAAAUCUCCUUGGUUUUGCUAUCAGACACAUUGCCACAUUUCAGGGUUGAAGUAGAAGAUGUAUUUUAUUGGCAGGUUGGGUCACAGGUCAUUAAGUUUAUCUGAAGCCAUUCAUCGUUACUGCCAUUAUUCGAGCUCCUGUGCUCCGUAAAAUAAACAAAGAAAUUAUCCCAUGUAUUGGGAAUGUCAUCUGUAACGCACAUCUAUCCUUGCUGUAUUAAGGAGUACUGGACAAACAGAGCAAAGUUUCCCGCAUCCCUGCUGCUGCUAGUACAACAUAAAACGAUAACAACUGGCUGCCUGUGGUGACGUUUCACUGCCACACUCGUUGAACUGUGAAUAGUGGUAUAUACACCAAUUCAGUCAUUAAUGAUCACACUGUCGGCAGCCUACGCUGUAGAACACUGUACACCCACAGCGGAUUUACACAGAGGGACACGUUAAUAAUAAUAAGGUAAGUGGUAAUCAGAAAUGCUAUACAAGACAAGAAGUGCAAAAGGAUCAAUACCUUUUCAAAAACCAAGCUUUUUAUUUUUAUGAAGGCUCCAGUUGUGUGAAGGCAUUGUUAUAUUAUACAAAAAUCUAAAUCUGAUUCACAUAUUUUGUCUUGUCAGAACACAGUCAAGUCCCAUAGAGCAAAGUCAUCAAAAAAUCUACAUCGCUCUACAAGAGCGAGAUAUUUCAUCAUACAAAAAUGUAUUAUACUGUACCCGAUGGGCACAACAUAAUGGCCAGGCAGCAUUUAUAUUGAAGCAGAGUAGUAGCCUACAGUAUAUAGAAUGCACCAUGUAACGAGGUUAUAGUCGAAUGAGCAUGCUCAAAGCUGAUGAAGAUUGUACUACGAAGAUAGUGUAUGGGUAAUAUAGUUAGAUUAAGGCCCGGCCUUUCCCGGCCUUUCCUGUAGUACACGAUCAGCUCCUUUGUCUUGCUCAUAUUGAGGGAGAGGUUGUUGUUCUGGCU
Molecule: messenger RNA, 4861 nt
Organism: Oncorhynchus mykiss (rainbow trout)
Lineage: Eukaryota; Metazoa; Chordata; Actinopteri; Salmoniformes; Salmonidae
Gene: gpr84
Product: G protein-coupled receptor 84
Biological process (GO): neuropeptide signaling pathway
Cellular component (GO): plasma membrane
Molecular function (GO): urotensin II receptor activity
Source: RefSeq, a predicted model, not a curated record